AGAACAUGCCUGAAAUCAGACUCCUGCUCCUUCCAUCAUGUUCCAGUGCCUCUGAAAUACUCAGCUUUACGACCAACAUGACACCCACGAGUUUCUGUGAGGGUUUGAACAUGAGUACCCAGCCACAUUCUGUGACCAAGGCAGAGAUCCCUAGCCAUGUUCUCUACACCGUAGGAACAUGUGUGCUCAUUAUUGGCUCCAUUGGCAUCAUCGGAAACCUCCUAGUCCUCUACGCAUUUUACAGCAACAAGAAGCUGAGGACUUCCCAAAACUACUUUAUAAUGAAUUUAGCUGUGAGUGACUUCCUGAUGUCGGCUUCUCAGGCACCCAUAUGCUUUGUCAACAGCUUGCACAGAGAAUGGAUACUUGGAGACAUAGGCUGUAACUUGUAUGCUUUCUGCGGGGCUCUCUUUGGGAUAACCUCGAUGAUGACUCUGUUGGCCAUCUCUGUUGACCGCUACCUGGUGAUCACAAAGCCCCUGCAGUCCAUCCAGUGGACUUCCAAGAGACGCACCUUGCAGAUCAUCGCCGCGGUGUGGCUCUACUCUCUGGGAUGGAGUGUGGCUCCGCUCCUUGGCUGGAGUUCCUAUGUGCCUGAGGGCUUGAUGAUAUCCUGCACAUGGGACUAUGUAACCUACUCCCCUGCAAACAGAAGCUACACCAUGAUUUUAUGCUGCUGCGUGUUUUUUAUCCCCCUGGUAAUAAUAUUCCACUGCUAUUUAUCGAUGUUCCUGGCCAUAAGGCGUACUGGCAGAGAUGUUCAAAAGCUGGGGUCCUGCAGCCGGAAAUCCUACAUCUCUCAGUCCAUAAAGAAUGAGUGGAAGCUGGCAAAAAUUGCUUUUGUGGUCAUCAUUGUGUUUGUCUUGUCCUGGUCUCCAUAUGCUUGUGUCACCUUGAUUGCCUGGGCAGGUCGAGGCAACAGCCUAACACCAUAUUCCAAAUCUGUGCCAGCAGUUAUUGCCAAAGCUUCUGCAAUCUACAACCCCAUCAUAUAUGCAAUAAUUCACCCAAGAUACAGAAAAACCAUCCACAAAGCUGUUCCCUGCUUGAGGUUCCUGAUACGAAUAUCGAAGAAUGACCUCCUGAGGGGAUCCAUAAAUGAGUCAUCAUUCAGGACCUCUCUCUACAGCCACCACUCUCUUGCUGGCAGGACCAAGAGCACUUGUGUUUCCUCCGUUUCUACUGGAGAAGCUACCUGGAGCAAUGUGGAGCUCGACCCUGUGGAGCCAGCUCAAGAGAAACUGCAGCCUCGCCGAAGUCAUUCUUUCUCCAUGAGUCUGAAACAAGAGAAGAGAGACCUGCUCCCAAAGACCUGCAGCUAUGAUGCAGUCAGUGCCCAAAAGGUUUCACUCUCCUCCAGCUGUUUGGAGAAGGUGCUUGGGCAGCCUGUCCUACCCAGUCCCUCUGCAGCACUCAUGACCAGCUCCCUGAGAGCAACUUCUCUGCCUGUCAGAUUGAAUAGCAGCAGUGUCACCAGUGGAGACUCAAGUACCUCCCAUAUGGCAGCUCAGGGAAGUCAAGCGAAUGGAGUUGUGGAUUCUCUCAUUAGCAAUGCAGUCCCUCGCAUCAUCAUCAUUCCUACCUCAGAGACCAAUCUGUUUCGGGAAGAACUGGAAGAGGAAGAGACUGAAUUAUUCCAAUUUCAUGACAAAAAGGGAAAUCUGCUGGAUUUGGAGGGGCUUAGUUCAUCCAUGGAGUUCCUUGAAGCUGUUGAGAAAUUUCUAUCAUAA
Messenger RNA from Passer montanus (Eurasian tree sparrow), 1730 nucleotides. RefSeq names its product melanopsin-like. Gene Ontology annotation, molecular function: G protein-coupled receptor activity. Gene Ontology annotation, cellular component: membrane. The record is from RefSeq and is a predicted model, not a curated record. The transcript is spliced from 10 exons. The coding region runs from base 6 to 1730 and encodes 574 amino acids. NCBI's taxonomy places the organism in Eukaryota, Metazoa, Chordata, Aves, Passeriformes, Passeridae. Gene Ontology annotation, biological process: G protein-coupled receptor signaling pathway; visual perception.